Messenger RNA from Stereum hirsutum FP-91666 SS1, 1527 nucleotides. RefSeq lists its product as uncharacterized. The transcript has 9 exons. The record is from RefSeq and is a predicted model, not a curated record. The coding region runs from base 361 to 1275 and encodes 304 amino acids. Lineage: Eukaryota; Fungi; Basidiomycota; Agaricomycetes; Russulales; Stereaceae.
UGACGACUCACCAGUGUGGUAAUUCUUGCACCGAAAUUCUCCGCUCUACGACACUCAUUAGAUAGCAUUUCCCACCGUGCCCACAGAGCAUCGAUAUCGUCCUAUAAGAAGCUCGAAAACCGGAAGCCUCAAUCUGGAAUCGCCGCUGUACGGUGCCGUUGACUCCAUGUCAUGCGUAAAAACAAGCUUCCAUCGCAUAUAUUCGCCUUCGACGUCGUCCGAUCGGCAAAUAAGCCCAGCCUAGGGUUCUUUGGAUUAUAUAUCCUCUCUUCGCACCCGCGCACUCCAACCGCGUAGCGACUCACCACCGUCUGCGCGCGACAUUCUGUUCUUACCCCCAGCAGACUGUCGUUCCUCACAAUGGUGCUUUCACUUGACGAAGCCGAGUUCAUUGGCCUCUUUCUGGAGAGCUUCAUAGCUGGGAUCUUCGUCACACUUGCGUGCGUCACCAUCUUGACGCAGUAUCGGACAUCCGAUUGCAAAGGGUACAUAUUGCCGACAAUUCUUACCAUGGUCACUUUUGCUAUAGUGCACCUUGGGAUGAAUUUCGCCCAAACCUUUGGACAAAUCCUCCCCGGUAGCUCAGGCCUUUAUUUUCUGACAAGCAAAGGCAAAAGUUUAUUCGGCGCAGACGUCUUCUUCGUCAGCUUUCAGACCUUGCUUGGGGAUGGCAUUCUCAUAUGGCGAUGCCAUGUGCUUUAUUCUAGGCGGUUCAAAGCGACGGCAUUUCCUAUCCUUUGCUUUCUCGGAUGUUUCGCUGCUUUCAUCGGAGAAGCCCGCAGUUGGUUCAUUACAAGUAUCGACUCGGAGGAUGUCGAGAUUUGGGUUGCUACCUAUCUCGCUUUGACUCUCGUUCUCAACAUUUACACGACCCUGGCGAUUUCCUUGUGGUGUGUUUAUAAUGCACGGAGAUUGGAGUUUGGCUGGCGGAUGUUGAUGCCUUUCAUACUCGUCUUCGCGGAGUCUGGAGCCCUUUACACGAUCAACGUGCUGGCAUCUUUGGUGAUGCACGUUCGAGGGUCGUUAGGCCAGCUUAUCGCCAUCGACAUGCAGCCUUCCCUUGUGGGAAUAAUCUACUGCCUAAUCAUUCUCCAAAUCAAGUUCAAGGUUGACUUGAUUGGUAGGCGCACAACUACCACAACUGGAAUUCUGGACACCGUGGAGAUCAAUGACUCGGGCAUCUCUGUGGACACUCAGCAUAGGAAUUCCCCCGAUCACUUCACGCCUUCAGCAGCACGCUCACUCAACGACCAAGCAAGGGUUUCUUUUGUCUAAAAUGGACUGUUAUCACGACUUCUCGCGUCUCUUCUCUUUUUCCAACUAACGACUUUCAUUCACCUUCUCUUUACUCUAGUCUCAUGGCUCUGUAACCAUACUUGAUGCACAUCCUGACACACGCGGCCUUCAGCAUUUCCUAUCUUUGACCUAGUCAUACUUGAUAUCUACAGUCGUUACUUGUGGACUAUUCAAUGCAAUGCCUAGUUCGUGAAUGAAAACAAUGAAAUCUACCCUCGAAAAGUGACUGGA